This is a messenger RNA of Paramecium tetraurelia, 370 nucleotides long. RefSeq lists its product as uncharacterized. Lineage: Eukaryota; Ciliophora; Oligohymenophorea; Peniculida; Parameciidae. The record is from RefSeq and is a predicted model, not a curated record. The transcript has 2 exons.
AUGAAAGUAGAACCAUCCAAUGAUAAGGUCCGUUCCUAUUGCAGAGUGCCAAGGUUGUAAUAACAAUAACUCGUAAAUCUUGUUUAUAAAGAGGAAUGGAAAAUCAAUUAGGCUGCUAAAUUAUUGAACAUUAAGUAUGCCACGGCUAAAAAUAUUGUGCAGAGAUUCAAGAAAACUCACAUUUUUGGAAAAAAAGCCAAACUCCCUGAAUCCAAGAGGUGCCAAUACAAACUGAUCGACAGACCUGAAGUCUAAUCAUAUGCAGUAAAUACCAAAAGUGGAUUAGUAUUCGAUAGUCUUGUCGAAUAUUCCCAAAAGGCUUGAUUGUUAUUUUUUUUUAUAAAUUUCAAUCUCCAUAUAUCAAGAGAAA